AAAUCAAGAGGAUUGCACAACUGGCUCCUACGGUAGGAUUAAGAGAUGGAUUUAGAAACAACACAGGGAAGUAGAAGAUUUUGCCUUCAGCUAUUACUGGCUUGCUUCUUUAGUUACUCUUCCAGUCCUCUCUGGGGCUGAAAUUUCCAGCAUAAUCUCAGAGUUGCUAUAUGAAGAACACUGGACUAAGAAUCAGAAACCUGAGUCCCAGUUCUUAUUUCCUAACUUGCUGGCUCCUAUGAUACUUUGGGCACUCCGCUGACCCUCCGGCUGCGCGCCUAUUCCCCCGUAUCCACGCAACAAUGAAGCGUGGGCGUUCUUCACGAGACUUAUUUGCAUACAGCGGCGGCUUGGCCAAUGGGCUCCUGGGAAGCUUUGGAAUUCGGUGUUUCCAUUUGCGUGCCUUAGAGGGAGUGAGAGUGUGUGGCUGUGGCGGUGACAGUGACUGGCUGGGGGGUCGGGCCGAGGACAGCGGGGCGACUGGCCUCGGCGUCCGCUCCGCUCCCGGGACCGCGUCGUCCCUCUCCCCGACCCCCCGGCCCCCAGCGGCCACCUCCCUCCCCUUCUUCUAGAGGGUCGGGACGCCUCCUGACCACACGCGCGAUCCACAAUGUUUAAGUCCGGAUUCAGAAAGCAGUUCCACAAGGCUAGUCAGGUGACAAGAGUCAGCUGAAACCUGUGGUUUCACGAUGGCACCUCCUAACCCCAGUUUUUACCUCAGUUCCUUAGUGAAAAAAUCAGUCGAGUAGAAAAAACGAAACUAGAUGAUGAAUUCCUGGAAAUGGAAAGGAAAAUAGAUGUAACCCAUAGAGCAUUUAUAGAACUUCUUCCAAAAUGCAUCGAGUAUCUUCAGCCAAAUCCAGCAUAUAGAAUGAAGCUAGGAGUGAUGCAGACUGUGUUCAAGAUCACAGGGCAGUUGAAAAACCAACCAUACCCACAUUCUGAAGGGAUGCUAGGAGACUGUAUGCUGCGCUAUGGUUCAGAACUUGGAGAAGAAUCCCUGUUUGGCCAAGCAUUGUUGGAUUGUGGUGAAACAAUGAUGUUGAUGAGUGAUAUAAAAGAAGCUCUUGAUAUCAAUGUGAAACAAAACUUUUUAGAUCCAGUGCAGUUAUUAGAAGCCAGAGAAAUAAAAGACAUUGAGCGUAACUUGAGAAAGUUAGAAAGCCGUCGUUUGGACUAUGAUUAUAUAAAGAGACGUGAUAUUUCCAUCAUACAUCCUGAAGAAUUACAAGUAGCAGGAGGAAAAUUUGAAGAGUCAAAGGAGUUGGUUAGAACCAGCAUGACUAAUUUUUUAGAAAAUGAUAUAGAGCAAGUUAACCAGUUGGCAGUAUUUAUAGAAGCCCUGUUAGAGUAUCACAGACAGAACACAGAAAUUUUGGAGGAUCUAUAUAGGAAAUUACAUCACCGAAUCCGUCUAUCACCUUAUUACUACAAGUCACAUGCUGAUUUUUUAAAGACUUAUAAGGUUAAAGGUAAUGAUCGAGUUGAAUAUAGAUCUUCAGCAAAUUCAGGUCCUUCGUUUGCCAACGUUGUCCCAUGCUGUCGUGGUCUCUAUGAUUUUGCUGCUGAACAUGAAGAAGAACUUGGAUUUAAAGAAGGGGACAUCAUUACAAUAACCAGUCAAGUAGAUGAAAACUGGUAUGCUGGAAUACUCGAGGGAAAAUACGGAUUCUUCCCCAUUACUUAUGUUGAAGUGCUAGUGCCUUUGCCUUCGCAUUUGUCUUAUUAGAUUGGUCGCUCCAGCUGUGGACCUCAGUUUGUGACUGAAAUGAAUUCAUACAAAUGUUCUCUCAGUGUGGCAUUCUGUGAAAGCCCUGCUAUAUUUGACUGACUAAAUGACUUUUGUAUGUGUGUUCUCUUUUUAAUGUGUUUUGUAUUUCAUUUGUAUAAAUAUUUUACCUUUUUGGCCACUUGGAAGUGCAAUUUUCAUUUUUUGCUUUGUCUCUUCAAGGUCACUGGUUAGAUGUGUGUGGAUCCUGUAGUUUAAAAAAAUUACAUCCAUUACAAAAACUCUUGGCUGGUUUUCAUUAUCCAUUAGCUGCAAGGAUUUUUAAAAACAUAAAAUGUGAAGCUAAAAAUCCAGGGUCUCCAAGUUACUGAGAUCACUGAGUCAUUCAUCAUAAUGUAACUUACAUGUUAACAGCCUAAUAAAUAUUGCUCAUUCUAUGUAGACAAAAGUCAAAGUUUGUUGUCCUCAGUAUUAAGAUGUUUUUCUUCAAAAUAUAGUCUUCAGGUGAUAGCCUAUUCUAGCUUACUGAGGUGGACCCAAUUUAAUAUAUAUUAGAAAAGACAAUGCCUUUUCAUUAUUUAUGUGUAAAUGCUUUUAAGUGAUUUUCCUUUGCAGAUCAAAGUGGUUUUAGAAAUGUGCCCAUGUGUUUUUCUUUAAUAUCAUUCUUUACCUAUUUAAUUUAGUUAUUAUAACCUUUUCUUUCUACUUCACAGUGAUUCCAGUAAAAAUUGGGAAAAGGCUUCCAAGCUAGGCCACAUGACCUAAGCAAUGAAUGGGCUUGUGGGCAAAAGUGCUGGAGCGAAUCAAGUAAUUGGGCACAGAUGUAGUUUCCUAGAGAAAGUUUCAUGAGGAGAGGAGAGUCUUAAGCAUGUAUUUGAAUGAAAAGCAGGGAUGUAGCUUUACAGAGGGAGGGCAUACUCAGUGGCUUAAAAAUUGGAGUAAAUAAGAAUUAAGGAAGAAUACCAGAGAUUUUUGUUUGGUGACAAUAGAGAAUUCAGGCUUUGCUUUAAAGGGGAAAUGAGGUUUUGUGGCAGUGGAGCUGAGGAAGGCACCCAAUUCAUGGAGGGUCUGGAAGUGAGGUCUGAUGAGUGCAAGAUGCAAUUAGGAAUUCCUUUAGGUUUCUACCAGAGGAGCUGCGUGAUGAAAACAAUAUUUUUGAUCAGAUGUUCUUAACCUGGAAUUCUUGAAUAAUUUUCAGAUAAUCCAUGAUUAUUUUUGUUUAAUAUUUUGAUAACUAUUUCAAUAUUCAUCUCUCUUGUAAUCCAAUAUAUUUUAUGCAUUAAAAUUAUUUUGAGAAGUCCAUAGGUUUCAUCAGACUGACAAAGGGGUCAAAGAAACAGCAACAAAAAUGAUUAAGAACCCCUGGCUAGUUGAUUAUUUAGAUUUUAGCUGUUUAUUCAACCUAUAUAUCUGAUAAAUUGAAGGGCUGAGAGACUGGAGUAAUGUAAUGAAAAGAGAUUAGAAAACCCAAAUUGGAAUCUUGGCUCUUCUCUUUCCUGCUUAUUUGAUUAUGACAAGCCACAGUUCUGCUAGACCUCAGUUCAAGAGAUAGAAAAUCUCUGUGGUCCCUUCUAACUCUUUUCUAUGAAUCUGAGUAUGAACCUCCUUUACCUGUUUGACAGCAUUGUUGGGAGGGUCAAAUAAGUUUAAUGUAAAUGAAAAAAAUACCCCGCAAACUGAAGACAAACCAAAUGUACAAGAAAUAAAAAGCUAUUACAGGAAGAGGUAAACUGCAAACAUUCAGGAAGGUGGGAGAGACUAAUGCAAUGAUGAUUUAACUUAUUUCUGCAGACAUGAUAUAAGCUUAGACUCUUAUUUUUAAGAGGAAGAGGUGAUCAAAUGAAAAGCCUAAGGAAGGAAAAAGAAUUAGUCUUCUUGGGAUGUAGGAGACACUCAUUUUGAUUUUAUACCUGAGCUGCUAACAAUCCUUAUAGCUUCACUGUCUAUCUUAAUUAGUGUUCUAUUAUUGUUUGUCCUCAGUGCCAUCUAGUUGCUAACAAACAACCCAAAAAUGUGAGAGAAGGAAUACCAUUUUUUCUUUCCAGUGCAGCUUUUGGUUCUGGCACUGCCAACUUGUCGACUUCUUCCCACACCUAGACAUUUCCACAUUUUGGGGUGGUGUGAGACAGAUGGCUCUCAGUGUACGUAAUGGAAGUCAUAGUAGUAAUGCUAUGGAAUAACAAGGAAAUGGACUGCCUUCAACUUCACACUUGCAAAAAUGCCUUAAUUUCUUUGAAACAAGAUGCCCCAAAUCGGGUUACAAUUCACACUUAAGAUGCUUGAAUCAUGAAGGUUUAUGUGAACCAUCUCAAACUGGCCUGCAACCUCUAGAAGCAGAGCAAGCCUUCAGGCAACUUUUCCGUGCUCGACUAUUUAAACUUUUCUUCUUGACUUGGUUCUAUGCAAGAAGGGGGAAAAAAUAGGAAAAAGACUUGUCAACACAGACAAACAAAGCCCCAAUAAUGAAGCAUUUCCUGAUACAUCUUUAAUCUUUUAAAGUGUUUGUUCUUGUACCCAUUUUAUUAUGUUAUUUAAUAUCCACACAAAUAAUAUGAAAGUGAGAUUGAACAGUCCAAUAGCUACUUUUCCAGAUGAAUGACUAAGGUCUCUUGAGUAGGGAAAUGUGAAGUGGAUGAGGAUAUGCUGUAGGAUGAUCUCAUCAAGUGAUGUGAGUAUAGAUAAAGGAGUGGCAGAUGAACCCUCCCUGUGGAUAAAAGUAGUAUGAUGUGGAACAUUUGGAAUGAGAUUGGAGUGUGAGUCCUGCUCCUGACACUCACACACAGAAUUUUAAAGUUGAAAGGGAGCUAUGAGACCAUCUAGGGCAACCUAUACCCAAAAGGAAUCUUUACUAGAACCUAUCUGCUAUCUGCGUUUAGCCUCUGCUAAAAGACCACUAAGGAGAGGGAAUUUAUCAUCUCCUGCGGCUAUGGGCAGAUCACCAAGUUUUUGAGCCUCAGCUCCUUCAUUAAAUUGGGGAGUUGGACCAGGUGAUCGCUGAGAUCUCUUUGCCCAAUUCUUAUGAGGAUGAGCCAAAGCAUUUUUUGGAAAAAAAGAACAUAAACCCCCCUUGCAAGGUGAUGAGCUCUAGGUAACAUUAGGAAAUUUUUAAAGAGUAACUUUAGGCUAAGGACCUUAGUUGAUCCAACAUGCAACUGUGGCCCCAAAAUAGCAGAUUCUGGACAUCAUGGAAAGUAGUGAAGAGACAAGAGAAAAAGAGUCUCUUAUAUUUAUUUUCAUAAAAAUGUUGAGUUGAAAGGCCUAUGAUUUAAUGGGUAUUCUCUCCACUAAAAUCAAUCACAAAUACAUACUCUCUCUCUCUCUCUCUCUCUCUCUCUCUCUCUCUCUCUCUCUCUCUCUCUCUCUCUCUCUCUCUCUCUCUCUGUCUGUCUCUUUCUUCCAAUAUAAUAAUGUUUUAUGCAUUUGAAAAUGUUUUUUCUGAAAAGGGGAAGACAGAAUUUAUCAGACUAUCAAAGGUUAGGCUACAAGACAACAAAAACCAAGGCUAGCAGAUACCUUUCCAGAAUUGUCAUGGCUAAAAAAAAAAUAGUUUUCUAGCCAAUCCAAUGAUCUAUAGUUUUUGCUAGUCCUAAGAUGAUCCUCACAUGGAUCCUCAUCAAGAUACUACUUAGGGGUCAUUUAGGUGACUCAGUGGAAUGAGAGCCAGAACUGAAUACAGAAGUCUUGAGUUCAAAUUUGUCCCAAGAUACAUCCUAGCUAUGUGACCUUGGGCAAGUGAUUUAAUCCCCAUUGCCUAGGUUCUGCCUUGGAUCUAAUACAUAGUAUCAAUUCUAAAACAGAAAGUAAGGUGGUUUUUUGUUUUUAUUUUUAAGACAAUACUUGGAGCUCUGUGCUCUUGCUAGGCACAGCCUUCAAGAAUUGGAAGUCACAGUCCUUUGAUGCCAUCUUAGUUUAGAAUUGGCUGUAGUGGGUGGAGGGUUGGUGGGUGGGAGGGUUGUAGGGGUAGUUUCCCAGAGUAGAAAGUGUCUUUUAAGAAGUUAUUGUUCUUGGGAGCAGCUGGGUAGCUCAGUGGAUUGAGAGCCAGGCCUAGAGAUGGGAGGUCCUAGGUUCAAGUUUGACCUCAGACACUUCCCAGCUGUGUGACCCUGGGCAAGUCACUUGACCCUCAUUGCCUAGCCCUUACCACUAUUCUGCCUUAGAACCAAUACACAGUAUUGAUUCCAAGACAGAAGGUAAGGGUUUAAAAAAAAAGAAGUUAUUAUUCUUUCCUCACAGAAACAUUACUCCUUUGUUGUUUAAUUGCUGUGAUAAGGACAUUGCUACAAUAUAGUCAAAGGAAGAGACAAAAUAUACUCAUAACCUCCUUGGAUCACUGAGUAGAAGAGUAUGUUGUAUUAAAAAAAACAACCUCCCCCCCCCUCCCCCUUACUUUCUGUCUCAGAAACUAAAUAUUGUUUUCGAGGCAGAAGAGCAGUAAGAGCUAGGCAGUUGGGAUUAAGUGACUUGCUGAGGCCACACAACUGUCUGAGGCCAGAUUGAAACCUAGGACCUCCCAUCUCCAAAUCUGGCUUUCUAUCCAGAGCCACCUAGCUGCCCUGAAUUUGUUGCAUUUUAAAAAUGACUAUAAUUUCCAUCUCCUCCCCAAGUCAUAAUUAGAAAAGCUUUCACUCAGCAAACAAACAAACAAAAAAUAAAAGUUUUUGUUUUUGUUUGUAAAAGAGAAAGGAAAAUAGGAGGCAAUGAUGCUACAAAAGACCAACCCAACCUUAGGUUCAGUAACACCGACAGAGGGGUGAUUUGCCUGACCCCUAUCUACUUAGAGCUGAGUGGGGAAACUGGGAGCCCCAAAGUCCAGGGGCUAUAAUGGCUGCUCGUGUGCCUCCUGAUGGUGUGAGGUCCGCAGCAGUGGACCGUGAGGCAAUAAACCUCCAGAUGUUGGUGCCCUGGGGCACUGGCUGUUCCUCAUGCCUAUAAUACAUUUCCAUCUCACCUCCAUCUCUGAGAGGUCCUUGUUCCUUUUAAAACUUUGCUCAAGUGACACCUUCUACAUGAAGUGUUUCCGGAGGCCCCCAGCAGCUGCUAGUGCUAUUGCCUUCAAAAAAUGUAACUCGUACUUAUUUCUUGCUUUAUGUACACUUAUUUAUAUAAAUAUCUUCCUCUGUAGAAUGUAAAUGCCUAGAGAGCAGGCAUUGUAUCAUGUGUAUCCCCAGCUCCCAGAAUAGUCUGCACAUACGAGAUGCUUAAUGAACACUGAGGAAUGAUUGGAACAAAGCUGUCAGAAUGUUUUAAGUUUUCUCCUAAAUGGAAGUCUCACUGUGUGGAAUCUAUGUAAAAUCUGACUUCACUUCCUUUUCUUCCACAAUUAAAAUGAAAGGGGGAACUCUAUAAUCUCUAAAUUCUAUGCAAAUUCAUUGUUUAUUAUCUUUGGUGUGGGGCCUUGUCCAAGAAUUUUUUACUAUAUGUCCAUUGGCUUCUUCUUGUUCAUAUAUUUACUAAUUUUCUUAGAAAAUACUGUGAUAGCAAUUAAGCAACAUUUCCCUUUAGAGAAGUUGUGUUUCAGAAGUGGUUGAAUCAUAAAAUGCUAAUUAGAAGCCUGGCCCUGUAAAGAAGGCAAAGGUUCCAGUACCACCUCUUUUACAGGUGUCAAUCACCCAACCUCUCUGAGCCUUAGUUUCCUCAGUUGUAAAAAAAAAAAAAGUUAAGACCUCUAAAGUUUGCUAUGAGGCUUCUAGGAGAGGACUUUGUAAAAUAAGAUAUGAGAAUGUUGAUCAUUAUUAUUUUGAUUGUAAAUAGUUUAUGGUAUUGGAAGUGAUGAUUGAUGAUUUGAAAAUGACAACUAAUUUUUGAUGAGACUUAGUAGAACUGGAAUCCACUGGAGACUACGAUAGUGUCCAAGUGAAAAGCAUUGAAAACAUGCCAGGAAUCUUGAUGUUAGUUAAAACAGUUGAUGUCAGGGCUCAGAUGGAAGCAUCAAAAUUGUUUCAUUCUAGGCUACAGUUCACUUGGUUUUGCACACUGAUUAUUAUUAUUUUUAAAAAUAAAAGUAUGAAGAGAACCUGA
This is a messenger RNA of Monodelphis domestica (gray short-tailed opossum), 7747 nucleotides long. Lineage: Eukaryota; Metazoa; Chordata; Mammalia; Didelphimorphia; Didelphidae. The record is from RefSeq and is a predicted model, not a curated record.